AUCCUCCUUUUGGCUUCUGUAUUGCUAGUUACUACACCCGUACUAAAAAUGCACUGACUGCAAGGAAUAGGGGAUCAAUUUAGAAACAAUGGGUUAAUUUCUCUAAAAUGUCAAUGCCACCUUAUGAAUCUUGGUUUGGAUUAUGUUUUAAAGUGGCAGUGCAGAAUAAGGAGUUAGUCUGCAGUCAUGUACUUAAGAGCAUGUAUCUCCCACCCUUUAAUCCCCAAUCUUAUUUUCAAACUAAUUUUAUUAUAUGGUAAUCAUGUGAUUAUUUUCGGUUUUCCUGAUUGUUAUAGUCUAUUACUGUCUCACUGUGUUGAGUUGAGCUUUGCUUAUUUAGAAAGUCGAUGGAAUUAGUUCUGUAUCUCAUUCAUACCUUUCUAUUUUGUUUGUUUAUUUUUUCUGUUUGGCCCUUGUUCUGGGUAGAUGUAUAUCUCCAGAUAGUAUUGAACAAUCAAAACCACACCUAUUUUCUUGGCCAAUGGCAUUUCAAUAUCAAGCAUCGGCCUGCUUCAUUAUUACAUAUUUUUUCUGUUUCACCUAUUGAACAUCGUCCUCUUCAUCAUCAGUUGUGAGUUGUGACCCUCCCUUGCUUGUUUUAUUGCUAUUUCGCACUUCGUUGGAUCCCUUUAAUUGAAUAUCAUUUCUUACACCUCCUUUGGAUCCUUAUCUUUCUUAUGGCUCAAAUUCUCGAAAUUCUCUUGCUCUUGAAAUCCAUUUCGCCUCUCACUUUGUUUCCACCUUUCAAUACUUGUACUCUUUCUUCCAUGAAUGCUUCUGGCUGCUGUGCUUCCUUCACAGUUUGCCUUGAAAGCUUCUCUAUUAGAUAACAUAAAAUGCCGAGGACAAGGGAAAAUGAAAAGUCUGUGGACUCUGAGCCCGAGGAACAGGUUGAUCUUGAAGAUGAUAAUGACCUUGAAGAACAGAUGGAAGAAGAGGUUGAGUAUGAGGAAGUAGAGGAAGAAGUUGAAGAGGAAGAAGUCGAAGAGGAAGAGGUGGAAGAGGAGGUAGAAGAAGAUGAGGAGGAUACUUCUAAUGGUACUUCAGAAAAAGGCUUCAACGGUGAAGAGGAAAGUGAGGAAAAGAAGCAUGCUGAACUCCUGGCACUACCCCCUCACGGGUCUGAGGUUUAUGUUGGAGGUAUCCCCCAUGAUGUUUCUGAACAUGAUUUGAGACAUUUUUGUGAAUCAGUUGGAGAAGUUACAGAGGUGAGGAUAAUGAAAGGAAAAGAAUCAGGUGAAGGCAAGGGCUAUGCAUUUGUCACUUUCAGAACAAAGGAGUUGGCUAAUAAAGCCAUGAAGGAUCUAAACAACUCUGAAUUUAAGGGUAAGAAAGUCAAGUGCUCCGCGUCUCAAGCAAAUCAUAGGCUGUUUAUUGGUAACAUACCAAGAAGUUGGGGGGAGAAAGAUAUGAAGAAUGUCGUAAUGAAGAUAGGACCAGGAGUUGUUUCUGUGGAACUGUUGAAGGAUCCGCAGAACCCUAUUCGGAAUCGAGGAUUUGCUUUUCUAGAGUACUAUAAUCAUGCAUGCGCAGAGUACUCUAGGAAAAAGAUGUCAACCCCAGAGUUUAAACUGGAUGAUAAUGCCCCAACAGUGAGCUGGGCUGAUCCGAAAAAUGCAGGAUCUUCUGCUGCUUCUCAGGUUAGGGCUAUUUAUGUGAAGAACUUGCCAAAAGAUAUAACUCAAGAUCAAUUGAGGCAGCUGUUUGAACACCAUGGAAAUAUAACCAAAGUAGUUCUCCCCCCUGCAAAACCAGGACAUGAGAGGAGCAGAUUUGGGUUUGUGCACUUCUCAGAAAGAUCGAGUGCCAUGAAAGCACUGAAGAACACUGAGAGAUAUGAAAUUGAUGGUCAAGUUCUGGAUUGUUCUUUGGCCAAGCCUCAAGCAGAUAAUAACAAGUCUGUUGCAGGAACUACUUCACAAAAGGCAGCCUUCAAUCCAAGUUUCCCCCCUGGUCUUGGGUAUGGUUUAGUAGGAAAUCCUUAUGGUGCUAUUCGUGGAUAUGGUGCUGCGGCCUUUGCUCAACCUUUAAUUUAUGGUAGGGGACCAACUCCGGCUAGCAUGGCGAUGAUGCCGAUGUUCUUACCCGAUGGAAGGGUUGGAUAUGUAUUGCAGCAGCCUGAGAUUCAACCACAUCCCCCUGUAUUCCAACAUCAUGGUGGUAGAGGUGGCGGUUCAAGCAGCUCCGGCAGUGGUAAACGUUAUAAUGACAGUAAUCGUGGACGUGGGCGCUACAAUCCAUAUUAACCUUUGUGUGUACAACUCCGAAUGUUCAGCACUGAACCCGUUCUGCUAGCUUGACAUUGUAUGCUGAUGAAUGGAUUUGUAUUGUUAGAUGAUAGAAACAUGGAAAAAUGGUUCUUCCCCUUGUUAGUAAAGUUUCCCAUUGGUGAGUAAACCCUUCUGUACGAAAUCAUAUAGUGAAUGUGUGAAAAUUGUCUAGGGUUUUAGUGUUUUCCUUGCUGAUGAAGAUUUCGACACCAGCUACCGAGAAACUAAUUUACAAAAUAGGUAAAAUAAGUUAAAUAGAGAAACUAAUUGAAGAUCUCUUUUUUUUUUUUUUUUUUUGACAAGCAAUUGAAGAUCACUGAACAGUGAACACAUGACAUGAUCUAAUGAACUCAACAUGUUCUG
Messenger RNA from Linum trigynum, 2633 nucleotides. NCBI's taxonomy places the organism in Eukaryota, Viridiplantae, Streptophyta, Magnoliopsida, Malpighiales, Linaceae. The record is from the annotation of a GenBank genome assembly.